Molecule: messenger RNA, 3902 nt
Organism: Ailuropoda melanoleuca (giant panda)
Lineage: Eukaryota; Metazoa; Chordata; Mammalia; Carnivora; Ursidae
Product: cell surface glycoprotein CD200 receptor 1
Exons: 4
Coding region: 16-867 (283 amino acids)
Biological process (GO): regulation of neuroinflammatory response
Cellular component (GO): external side of plasma membrane
Molecular function (GO): signaling receptor activity
Source: RefSeq, a predicted model, not a curated record
AUAUGCAUUUUGUGCAUGUUUAAUUUUUUAUGUAAGCCUAGUAGUUUUGGUAUAAGAUCACCAGCAAAGUCAUGUUCCAGUACACCUUAUGCAAUAUGUUGUGGAAAAUUAACACACGAAGUUCUUUAUCAAGCCUUUCUUUCAUCUUUCUCCUUGUGUGUGUGUCCAGGUAACACUUCUCUGUCUGUACUUGUGGACACAAAGGUUGUGCUCGCUUGUCCUCCUGCCAGCUUGACAAAUGUGCUGAUAAUAAGGUGGGACAUAAACCUCAGAGGCAAGCCUUCCUGCUCGAGAGCCUACAGGAGAGAUAAUAAUGAGACCAGUGAAAGAAACUGUACUGAUGAGAGAAUAUCCUGGGAGUCCAGACCUGAUCUGAAUCCUGCCCUUCAGAUUGGUCCCGUGGCCAUGACCCAUGAAGGAUAUUACAGGUGUGAAGUGGCUGCACAGGAAGGGAAUUUCGGUCUUGGAUAUCACCUCCAAGUGUCAGUGCCACCUGAGGUGACCCUGUUUCGAGGCAGCAAUGGAAGUAUCGUGUGCAGGGCAGCUGCAGCGAAUCCAGCUGCCCAGAUCUCCUGGACCCCACAGGGAGACUGUGACACUGUGGAACAACAGUUGGGCAAUGGUGCCGUGACCAUCCAGAGUACAUGCCAGUGGGAGGACAGCCAGGUGUCUAAUGUGUCCUGCUCUGUCUCUCAUGUGACUGGCAACAAGAGUCUGUCCUUAGACUUGAAUCAAGGUAUCAUAACUCUGGAAUUUCCAGCAUCAGCUUUACUGAUCAUUCUCUAUGUGAAAUUCUCUCUAUUCUUGGUUAUCCUGGUCAUCGUGGGAUGCACCUACUUCCAGAUAAUAAAUGAUUGCAGAGCAUGAAUAUUGAAAAAUCUGGAAGUCAAUUUAGAUUUGAUGAGACAUCAUGAAGAUCAGCCUUUGGGUUCAGCAUCUAACUCAACUGCUCCUAUUACUAUUUGAUACCUUUGUGUUUAUGUGAAUCACUGUGAUAGUUGGCAAAUCCUGUUUCAAACUCUUAGCAUAUGUGUAUUUAUACACAUGCCAAAGCUUACUGCCUGCCAUCAUAAAUGCCUGGGAUGACUCAUCUACUUUCCCCUUUGCCUUACUGAGUUCAGAUUUGCAAACAAGAAAUAGCCCUGCUUCUCAGCCUAAAGAGGAAGAUGGCUCAGCAAAUGGCAAAUUACAAUGCUUUGCAGUUUUUCUACACCCUUUUGGGUUCUUUGGAUAGUGCUUUCAUACUUGCUUCUUGUUUCCUCUGCCCUUUAAAGAUGCUAAGUAAUGUUGCAAUGUCAGAAGUCACUGCAAACACGACCUUCCGGUUGACCUGUAGCCAGCCUCCCAUCCCUUUCUUGCUUGCUAGAAAUUAAUACAUGUUUGGCUUGAUCAUUGAAUAAAUGGCUAGAAGUCAUUUUUAGCAGUACCUUUAUUUUUGAAGAAAUUAUAAGCUGAUCUCAAAUAAGGAGCUCUUAGACUUCCUGUGCUGAAUGUCACCUCAACUUUUAGAGCUCCACUGUUUCAAUUCUCUUUUGUCUGUACUCCAGGUUGGAAUGGAUUAAUGGUGAUGAAAACCCAACAUCUUCUAGGGCCACCAUAAACUGGAACCCUAUCUUCAUUGGUACAUAUGGUAAUCCUGUAGUAAAAAGUAUCCUUCAAUUUAAAGGAAACAUUUCUUCUGUAAGGUGGCAGGUGAUUCAGGCUAUUACUUUUAUUUUUAGCAAGGCUCGAAGGGAGAAAAUGAAUGCACACCACUAUCCGGAAGACAAUAUAUAAGUAGGAUAGUCUAAUUGUUGAAACAAACAACCUCCCAAUCUCAGUGUAUUCAUACCACAAAAGUUUAAUUCUUGCUCACUUCAUAUCCCAGGGCAGGUUGGUAGAUUUAGGGCAGGGGACAAGAGCGGUUCUACUCCAAGGUAGCACUUUAUCCUAUAACUCUGCCCUUCUCAGAGUAUUCUCCAUUCAGCUGGUAAACGGGAAAGAGAGAGAGAAUGAGAAUGAGGGAUUUUAUGUAGGAGGUUUUUAUGAACCAGGCCUGGAGUAGUAACAUGACAUCUGCUCAUGUUCUAUUGGCUAUAUUUGUCACAUGGCCAUACUGACUUCUGUGGAAGUUGGGGAAUGUAGUGUAGUGGCCUCAGCAGAAAUAGAGUCAGGGUUUGGGUACAGAUAGCUAGUUUCUGCCUAUAGUAAAGGAUAGGACAAGUGCUAAGAUUAAUACCUAUUUCAUUAGUAAUUGAACAUGAGCUAAGAAAUAAACUAGUAAAUAAUUUCAUAUAUAACUUACAUUAACUCUUUUCUCUCUUUGUUUCUUUAUUAUAACUCCUUCAUGUUUAAAACAGGACAUAGAAUGGAAAAAGUACCAUAGUUCUGUCACAGGCUCAAAAACACUGUGACACUGAUUGCUAGUUGCCUGAGCCAAUGCUCAUCUUCCCCUUUCUCUUUGUGGUAGAAGAUUGUAUUCACGACUCCAGAUCUUACUCCCUCCCUCUAUCUAUGUAAUUUGUCAGUCAUUUUUGAGUUGGAAACCUAAGGCAAGUGCAUGUUUCUUUAACUCAUGUAAUUUGCUCUAGCCAAUCAAAUGAGGCAGAAAUGGUAGUGUACCAGUUUUGAGCUUACAUCUCAAGAAGUCCUGUGUGUUUCUGUUGCUAGUCCAUGAGAACAUGGCUGGGCUAGUCUGCUGGAGGUUAAGAGCAGAGCUGGGUCCUAGUCCCAUUCAUCACCUCACUGUUGAGGCCAGCCUAGAUAAUGCAACAGUUAGUAUCUCCUAGACAAGGGAGAAGCUCAAUCAAGGUUGGAAGAGCUGCCUACCUGACCCUCAGAUGAUCCUAGACAUUUGAGCAAUUGUUGCUACAAAGGUUUUAUAAUUAUUACACAGCAUUAUUAUGGUAUUAUAUCUCUGAUACAGUGCUUAAUAACAUGACUCCAACUUUAUUUUGUAUGAGACACACUUUACUAAAAGACAUUUCUCAGUUUCCCUUGCAACUAAGUACGACUACGUGUUAAAAUUUUUGCAAAUAAGGUGUAAGCAUAUAUCUUGUGUGAUAUUUUUAGGAUAUCUCUUUAAGGAGAAAGAAGAGAUCCUCUUUUGCUUUUCUUCCUUAUCUCCUGGACUGCAAUACUGGUGUAAUGACUGGAGGUCCAGCAGCCAACUUGGGCCAUGGAUGACAUUGAGGAUGGAAGUCACUCACUAAGAUGAUGGAAAAGAAAGACAGAGGAUCCUGGGCCCUAAAGACCAUGUAGUUGCCAUACUAAACCCUAGAAUACCUAUUGUAAAAUUGUUUCGUGUGAGAGAAAAUAUACUAUUGUGUUCAUGCCACUGUUAUUUUGAGUUUUACUCCAUACGCAGUUGAACUUAAUUCUAGUUAACACAAGUACCUAUUUUGCCAAUUUCAAGGUUUGCUGUUAAUCUUGCAACACAAGUUAUACUCUAUUCAUGUGCAUUUUUCAUGCUCUGUUUUCAUUCUUCCCAUGGAGAUUAUGAAACAGGUGUAACUUCGGAAGAUAUUAACCAUAUGUAUAAGAACCAUCUCUGUGAUAGUUCCAGAAGAAUUCCUGGUUAUGUAAAGCUGAAGGAUACUCUGGGAUUGUGAUAGAAAAGGGCUUGGGAAUCUGGAGAUGUGCAAAGAUCAUCUAAUAGUCAGCCAAUCCCUACACAUGCGAGGACAUGUCUGCAUUACAGGAUUGGGAAGAUAAAGACACUGUUGUAGGCUCUUAGAGAGGAUCUGAGCAGGAGAAACAGAGGAACUGACAUCUGUGGGGCUUUAUUGUGUUAAUCCUUUUUUCUGCCGUCAUUGAAAUGAAAGGACUCCAUUAUUCCUGGAAGAGAUUUAUCUGAAUUCAUGCUUCUUCACUGCCAUGAUUUUCUAUGUGAUGUCAGAUUGGAAGAAUAAAAAGCUAUAGCU